This is a messenger RNA of Mus caroli (Ryukyu mouse), 1449 nucleotides long. RefSeq names its product prostaglandin D2 receptor 2 (gene Ptgdr2). Gene Ontology annotation, molecular function: G protein-coupled receptor activity; complement receptor activity. Gene Ontology annotation, biological process: complement receptor mediated signaling pathway; inflammatory response; positive regulation of cytosolic calcium ion concentration. NCBI's taxonomy places the organism in Eukaryota, Metazoa, Chordata, Mammalia, Rodentia, Muridae. Gene Ontology annotation, cellular component: plasma membrane. The record is from RefSeq and is a predicted model, not a curated record.
AUCAGCAUACCCAAUCAGUCACUGAGGCUGACUACUGCUCUCUAGGAGGAACUGCAGAGAGAUUCCUAGUGUCCACCCUAUUAUCAGGCAAUACUGGCAACUCUCAGAUAGGUUCAUCUCUUGCCCAAGCUGCAGGCUUCUUCUGGUUCCUGGGUGAACAGGCUCAGCCCACCUUUCUUCCACCUUGCCAUGGCCAACGUCACACUGAAGCCGCUCUGUCCACUCUUGGAGGAGAUGGUCCAGCUUCCAAACCACAGCAACUCUAGCCUCCGCUACAUCGACCACGUGUCGGUGCUGUUGCACGGGCUGGCCUCGCUGCUGGGCCUGGUGGAAAACGGACUCAUCCUGUUUGUGGUGGGCUGUCGCAUGCGCCAGACGGUGGUCACCACCUGGGUGCUGCACCUGGCGCUGUCCGACUUGCUAGCCGCCGCCUCCCUGCCUUUCUUCACCUACUUCCUGGCAGUGGGCCACUCGUGGGAACUAGGCACUACCUUCUGCAAGCUACAUUCCUCGGUCUUCUUCCUCAAUAUGUUUGCCAGCGGCUUCCUGCUCAGUGCCAUUAGCCUAGACCGCUGCCUGCAGGUGGUGAGGCCAGUGUGGGCACAGAACCACCGCACGGUGGCGGUCGCGCACAGAGUCUGCCUGAUGCUCUGGGCUCUGGCGGUGCUCAACACAAUACCAUAUUUCGUGUUCAGAGACACCAUCCCGCGGCUUGAUGGCCGCAUCAUGUGCUACUACAACUUGCUGCUCUGGAAUCCAGGGCCUGACCGCGACACCACGUGUGACUACCGCCAGAAGGCCCUGGCGGUCAGCAAAUUUCUUCUGGCCUUCAUGGUACCUCUGGCCAUCAUUGCCUCGAGCCACGUGGCCGUGAGCCUGCGACUGCACCACCGUGGUCGCCAGAGGACAGGCCGCUUCGUGCGCCUGGUGGCGGCCAUCGUGGUGGCCUUCGUGCUCUGCUGGGGGCCCUACCACAUCUUCAGUCUGCUGGAGGCGCGUGCCCAUUCUGUCACCACGCUACGGAGGCUCGCGUCACGUGGGCUGCCCUUUGUCACCAGCCUGGCCUUCUUCAACAGCGUGGUCAACCCACUGCUCUAUGUGUUCACAUGUCCCGACAUGUUGUACAAACUGCGGCGCUCACUACGCGCGGUGCUUGAAAGCGUGCUGGUGGAAGACAGCGACCAGAGUGGUGGGCUCCGCAAUCGCCGCCGCCGCGCCUCCUCCACCGCCACCCCAACCUCUACCCUCCUGCUGGCUGACCGACUUCCCCAACUGCGUCCAAACCGCUUGAUCGGCUGGAUGAGGCGUGGCAGUGCAGAGGUCCCACAGAGGGUCUGAGCGGUCCCUGGAGAAGCAGGGCUCAUUGAGCUGUACUUUGGAUUAGACCGGCACAGCCCAGAUGACAUGCCAACACAUUCUGGGUCUCUCUCUUGAAACCCAGUUAAAAAU